Trypanosoma grayi is the source of this 351-nucleotide messenger RNA. RefSeq lists its product as hypothetical. Bases 1 to 351 code for a protein of 116 amino acids. The transcript has a single exon. The record is from RefSeq and is a predicted model, not a curated record. Lineage: Eukaryota; Euglenozoa; Kinetoplastea; Trypanosomatida; Trypanosomatidae.
AUGCAAGACCAUGACGUGGAGGUGGAGGCGUGCCGCGACGACGACGAUGACAACAACGACGACACGAGCAACAAUAACACCGAUGUCGUGAACAAUGCCGAACUGCUGCCGGUCGAGGAAGCUAAUUCUCUGUCUGAAGAUAAAGAUACUGUGUCAUCGAGGAAGGGUCUCUCCCCGGACGAAAAGAGGGCUGGUUUGAUUGUUCUCGGAUGUUUCCUCUUUCAAGAGGUUGACAGCAGUGUCUUCCGUGCAGUCUUUGUGGCAUCUCUCGCGGCGUACGCGCUGUCGAGGUGUUACGUUGCGUGCCGUGAAGGAGAGGAAUCGGGGAAGUUGUUGGAGAAGGCGGAUUGA